CAUUUGAAUGGAGCGGGGGGUGCUCAUGGAGGCACCUUUUUUGGUUAAGCAUUUUCAAACGUGGGUGCCUAAAGUCUCCAUCCUCUGAGCAUGUUUUGUUGCUGUACUGUCUGUCUGUUUGGGGAGUUGGCCAAGUUGACUUUUAAUGCCAAUUUGCAAAAAGACAGAAAGUCAAAAAAAUCAGCUUGGAAGUUUAGCCUUGACCUCACCCAUCCUGUAGAAGAUGGAAUAUUUGAUUCUGGAAAUUUUGAACAGUUCCUAAAGGAGAAGGUUAAGGUCAAUGGAAAAACUGGAAACCUGGGGAAUGUAGUUCACAUUGAACGUUUUAAGAACAAGAUCUCAGUCAUAUCUGAGAAGCAGUUCUCUAAAAGGUAUUUGAAGUAUCUCACAAAGAAAUAUCUCAAGAAGAACAAUCUUCGUGACUGGCUUCGUGUGGUCGCAUCUGAUAAGGAGACAUAUGAGCUGCGCUACUUCCAAAUCAGUCAAGAUGAGGAAGGAUCAGAGUCUGAGGAAUAAAUGAAGCUUUUACUGAAAGCUUUAUACUCUUAAACAGCGUACAAAAGACUAAACAUCUAUUUAUGAAAGCACUUUAACUUAUUGGUGAAUAAAGGUUUUGUACACUGUUUCAAAAAAAGUUCCUGCUGAAA
Messenger RNA from Mauremys reevesii (Reeves's turtle), 647 nucleotides. RefSeq names its product ribosomal protein L22 like 1 (gene RPL22L1). Gene Ontology annotation, cellular component: ribosome. The record is from RefSeq and is a predicted model, not a curated record. Bases 91 to 516 code for a protein of 141 amino acids. The transcript has 4 exons. NCBI's taxonomy places the organism in Eukaryota, Metazoa, Chordata, Testudines, Geoemydidae. Gene Ontology annotation, molecular function: structural constituent of ribosome; RNA binding. Gene Ontology annotation, biological process: cytoplasmic translation.